AUGGCAGAACCCAAGUCGGAUCGAGUCAAUACCCAACUGACCUCGGUGCCUCCAUCGGUUGACGAGAAACACUCGCAGACGUCGCCCCACUUUGGCUCCGGCCCGGAAUCUGAGAGGCAGAUUCCGGAGCGAACGUGGACCGAUGCCGAGGAAAAGGCCCCGGUGCGCAAGGCUGAUUGUAUUGUCAUGCCCCUUCUCAUGUUCGCAUUCUUUGUCCUGCAGCUCGAUCGCUCCAAUGCCGGAAAUGCCUUGACGGACGGGUUUCUCAAGGACGUUGGGAGAUUAUUGGAGUCAGGAUAUAUCCCUGGCGGACUCUAUACGCUGUCUCUGUGGUACAAAGGCCCCGAAUUGAGCAAGCGCUUCGCGUUGUACUUCAUGGGCAACGGCUUUGCCACUGCAUCCGGAGGUCUCCUAGCGUACGGCAUACUUCAGAUGCGUGGCGUUGCAGGACUGGCUGGCUGGCAGUGGCUAUUCAUCCUCGAGGGACUGCUGACGCUUGUUGCUGGCUUCUGCUUCUUCGCCCUGUUCCCGGGUGUUCCAUCGAAUCCUGUGUCGCUGCUUGGCGUACGUUUAUUCACGGACCGCGAGAUUACGAUUCUUCGAGACCGUAUCAUUAUUGAUGACCCUAAUAAGGCGACAACCAAGACCUCGAUCAAUCUCGGCGACCUACAGCGUGCCGUGGCAGAUUACAAGUUAUGGCCCCACAUCCUGCUGACGUCUGUUGGACUGGCCCCCAGCAUCGCUCUUUGGUCAUAUGCGCCGAGCAUUGUCAAUUCUUUCGGAUAUGAACGACUGCAGUCUAAUGCAUUGACUUCCGUCGGGCAGUGGAUGGGUGUGGCUCUUACCCUGUUCCUCGGCUGGCUUGCCAAGCACCAAAUUUGGCUUAUUGACAAUGGCUGCGGGAACAACCUCAUGGUGGCAUGCUGUCAUGGCUCUUGGCUGUCGCUCAAUGCUCAAACACCAAGUGAACGUGCAAUGAGAAUGGCCUGUUUUAUCAUGUCGGCUAACGUGGCUGGUCUCAUCGGUGCCCAACUGUUCCGUGCUGAUGAUCGCCCUUUCUACCACCGAGGCUGGACCAUUGCCGUGGUCUUCAUGGCGCUGUCUGUGGCAUGCGUCCUACUUCUGAUUGCACUUUAUCAUCGGGCGAACAAGAAGUACUUCGGGAAGGUGCAGUCCAGCGAAGCAGGCUCUGAGGAAGCCAGGCCCAUCGGGGACGAGUUGAUCGUUUCUAAACCGUACAACUACUAG
Messenger RNA from Verticillium alfalfae VaMs.102, 1248 nucleotides. Its product is annotated as alternative sulfate transporter. Gene Ontology annotation, cellular component: membrane. Gene Ontology annotation, biological process: transmembrane transport. The coding region runs from base 1 to 1248 and encodes 415 amino acids. NCBI's taxonomy places the organism in Eukaryota, Fungi, Ascomycota, Sordariomycetes, Glomerellales, Plectosphaerellaceae. Gene Ontology annotation, molecular function: transmembrane transporter activity. The transcript is spliced from 5 exons. The record is from RefSeq and is a predicted model, not a curated record.